UCUUCCAUGCUAUGCUGUGCCGCCCAGCGACUUUUUGGUCGGUAGCAGCUCACGUUGCCUAUAAAUGUAGGGACGGUGCCAAAAUGCUCUCACAAAAAUCUAAGUACACGUAAACACACCCUGAAAUCUCAAUCCGCUCUAUCUUACGCAGAAAUUGAUCAAAAACCAAACUCAACUCCAACAACGCAGCCAUCAUGUCACCGAAUAAUUACUUUGCUAGCGAUGUCGACGGAAUUCACGGUAAAUAUGAAAUAGUUGAAGUUGAAGCCGAUGUCCACAUCAUCACCUCUGGCGGCCUCCGCAUACCGGCGCAUUCCACUGUUCUGGCUGCUACGUCGACGGUGCUGGAGAGCAUACUAGUUCGACCGCAAAAGCGGAGGAGCUCUGAGAAAACGAUACGGGUUCUCGGCGUUCCCUGCGACGCCGUUUCCGUUUUUGUCCGAUUUCUCUAUUUCUUCAAGUGCACUGAGGAGCAGACGGAGAAACAUGGGAUUCAUCUGCUAGCACUUUCUCAUCUGUACUUGGUGCCACAGCUGAAGCAGAGAUGCACUAAGGGGAUGGCCGAGCGAUUAACGAUUGAAAAUGCAGUGGAUGUGCUUCAACUUGCGAGACUAUGUGAUGCACCUGAUCUCUACCUCAAGUGCAUGAAAUUUUUGUCAAGCAAUUUCAAGAAAGUUGAGGAGACUGAGGGCUGGAAGUUCCUUCAAGAUCAUGAUCCUUGUCUUGAGCUUGAAAUUCUACAGUUCAUGGAUGAGGCUGAUUCGCGUAAGAAGAGGAGGAGGAGACACAGACGUGAGCAGAGCUUAUAUUUACAGCUAAGUGAAGCGAUGGUUUGUUUGGAGCACAUAUGCACCGAAGGAUGUACAAGCGUGGGGCCUUAUGACAUGGAAUCUAGCCAUAAGAGGGUUCCAUGUAGCAAUUUUGAUACAUGCCAAGGCCUCCAGCUUCUGAUCCGACAUUUUGCUAGCUGUAAGACAAGAGCGAAUGGAGGUUGUUUGAGAUGCAAGCGGAGGUGGCAGCUCCUAAGAUUACACGCAUCUGUUUGUGACCAACCUCAAGAUUGUCGAGUUCCUCUUUGCAGUUGGUGAUCGGUGAAUAUAUUAGUAGAUCCAGUUUUUCCCAUUACAGACAAUUCGAACUGAAAUUGCAACAAAGGGGUGAUGAUACGCUGUGGAAAUCACUUGUUAGAAAGGUGGUGUCUGCCAAAGCUAUAUCUUCUUUGUCUCUGCCUAAAAGAAAGAGAGAAGAAGAACCAAGAUUGAACUUAAUAAGCCAUCAUCAAGUGAGAAGUUUUAGGUUGACAACUCACUGUCAAUAGUUAGAAAGCUAUGUUGGCAAUUCAGUGUCAACAGUAAAAAGUUAUUUACCUUUAAGGCUUGAGAAGGUAUCGGUUAGGCAAAUUCAAUCUAUGUAAAUGAACAAUCAAUGGUAUGGCAGUUAUUACUAGAAAUUAUAGAGUU
Messenger RNA from Nicotiana tabacum (common tobacco), 1460 nucleotides. NCBI's taxonomy places the organism in Eukaryota, Viridiplantae, Streptophyta, Magnoliopsida, Solanales, Solanaceae. The record is from RefSeq and is a predicted model, not a curated record.